UUGGUUAAGGGCUUCUAAGUAAGGAUUUCACGGUAAUGUCUACUACACCUGUUGUAUUCGGCGCAUGUGACAAAUACAAUUUGAUCUGAUUUCUAUUGUGUACAAAAUAAUCUGUAAAACAACCAAAACAAACUGCAAAUGCAUCCAACAAGUAGAGUCACACGUUUGAUGAAGGCAGGAAUAUCACACAAAUAGGAUCAAUGGUUCAUUUGAUAGAAGACAACCUAUCUUGACAUUGUCAAGUAUUGAAAUCUGGCACGAAUCCCAGACUUUUUUUUGCGAUCAAAAAGUCAUAUUUCUCUUAAUUUCCAAUGUAGUGAGAGUGGUUUUAUCGCAAUGGUACAUCAUACCGGCCAAAUGUCUACCUUCUUGAACGGCAAUAGCUCCUAUACACAUGAAAACGCCUUACCCCUGGUAUCGAUAGAGCAUCGCUCACACAAAAACAAUAAAACAUUCAAAAUUGAUGAAUCUUUCCUGUAAAGCUUACAGCCUGUAAUUUAACCUCCUAGUCAUUGUAUCAUUUUAAAUCUAAAGUGCUGGAGUACAGAGCCUAAACAACAACAAAACAUGUUCACUCUCCAAAUACCUUUGGACCUCACUAUAAACAGGCAAAGGUGUGGGAAUCAUGUUGGACAUAUUGGAAUCAGAAUAAAAUAGAUUUACACCAAAACAGUCUUUAUGGGCUUAAGUGUUUUACAUCAUUCUAAAAAAAUAAUCAAAUUUACUUAAUUCAUACAUUAACCACCAUCAAAUGAUAUUAUUGCACCUAUAUUGGAUUUUGGACACCAUAUUGGAUUUGAGGUCAAAUCUAGGGUGCCUUCAAAAAUAAUCUGUGGUUUAAUUACAUGAGUAGGGGCAUAAGAUACAAAAUCCUUCAAGGAACCGUGGACCCAAAAUGUUUAAUUUUGAUGUCUAAGCCCACUUGUUUUCUUUAGAGCCGAUUACAAUAGCCACAACAACAACAACAUCGUGUAACUAUGUAUUUUUAUCAGGCAGGACCAAACAGAGCUGAAUGAGAGCGAUGACUUGGGAAGUUGUCUAUUAUUCAGCUACCAAAAAGUGUACAUUCGUCAUAAAUAUUAAUAGUUGAUAUUUCCACCUAUUGUAUCUCUGCGUUUACAGUUCUAUAUUUCCAAGAUCCAUUAAGAUAUCCUGAUGCUGUUUGCCUGUGUAUGUGGGGCAGACAGCAAAUAUUGGGUUACAUAUGGUUAUGUGGGAAUGCCACUUCCAGCCAGGCAUUAUUGUGCACUUUUCUUAGUUUAAGGCGUUUGUCACAAUAUCUAUCAAUUAACCACUUCUUCUGCAAAAUAAUUUUACACAAUCACCCAUUUUAAUAAAUGACAGCCAUUAUAGAUGUGGAAAAAACAUGUUUUGUAAUAGCUCGGGUAGUCCCCAACAUUUUUGGGGCCACAAGCCUCGUUUUUUUUAUUACUUAGCUACAACGUUGUUGUGAUGGAGAACUCCUGUACAGUAGAUGGCGGUGUUAAACUUUAAUUGCACAGUCCAGCAUAAUGAUGAAAAGGAAAGAAUCACCGGCUACAAACAAAGCUAGCGAUGUUUCGUUUCUGAUAGGAUUGCCUUUAUUUUAAUAGCAAACUAGACCCUGUAGAUUAUUAUAAUAUUAUAGAAAACACAAAGACUGUUUUCAUAUUGAAAAGGGGCCAAAAGCUUCGGGGGACAAUGUCGGGUUCCGUGGUCGAGUUCCAGGCGCAGAUAGCCUCAAUCAUGGAGGUGCUAGCCAACGCGGCUGUAGCCGAAAUCUGCAAAGUUGUUGACGAUGGCUAUGCUGUUGUGCACCUGAAGAUGUCCCAAAGCCACAAGGAGAACGAAUUUCUCCGGAGGAAAAUGAAAUUGAUGGAACUUCAGAUCGCGAGGUUUCGAUCAGAGAGAACAAAGUCUUCAGAGGGGUCCGUCCACAAUCGCUUCCAUGGAAUACGCCUCAUAAACAGACACAACCAUCGUGAGACGGCAACGACAGGACCUGCUUGGCAAAGCAGAGCCAGACUUUCCAACAGGAGUUUUGGGAACAGCAGCAUUCAAAGAGACAGACAGCCCAUAGACGUGGACCAAGACGAUGUCUCUCCAUCAAAGCAUAUGGAUGCUACAAAUGAUGAGCAGUCAGCAGAGACAGAGGAAGGGGAACCAGACCUGCUGAUCAUCAAGGAUGAGGGAGUUGCAGACGACCAGAAAUCUAGGUCCAGCCACCCAGCUAGAACAGUGGAGGGCAGCAGAGAACUAACCACCCAACCGGCUGCAGCGAACAGCAAGGAUCCCACCUUCCAGCUCAGUGGCCCCAGAGGCAACAACUACAACAACACCGCUAUGGAGCAGUCAGCAGAGACAGAGGAAGGGGAACCAGACCUGCUGAUCAUCAAGGUGGAGGGAGAAGCAGAUGACCAGGACUCUAGGAUCAGCCACCCAGACAGAACAGUGGAGGGCAGUAGAGAACUAACCACCCAACUGUCUGCAGCCACCACAGAGGACCCCGCCUUCCAGUCCAGUGGCCCCAGAGGCAACAACAAUUACAACAACAUCGCUAUGGAGCCUGCAUACUUGCAAGCAUGUUUGGGAUGGAUCGACAUGUACGACAGCGUGUUCCUGUUCCCUCCAAUAUCCAGCAACUUGAAGAGGAGUGGGACAACAUUCCACAGGCCACAAUCAACAGCCUGAUCAACUCUAUGUGAAUGAAAUGUCACACCAGAUACUGACUGGUUUUCUGAUCCACGCCUCUACAUAUUUUUUAAGGUACAGUGUCUGUAACCAACAGAUGCAUAUCCAUAGAUUAGGGCCAAAUGAAUUGUUUUUAAUUGAAUGAUUUCCUUAAAUGAACUGUAACUCAAUUGUUGCAUGUUGCGUUUUACUUUUGUUCAGUGUAUACUGUGUAUUCAAAUCAAAUUGUAUUUUUCACAUGCGCCGAAUACAACAGUUGUAGACUUUACCGUGAAAUACGAUCCCUUUCCCAACGAUACAGUUAAAAAGUAAGAAAAGUUUACCAAAUAAAAAUUGUAAAUUGUAACUCAAUAAAAUGACAAUAACGAGUUUAUAUACAAGGAGAACCUUGUAAAGGAUGGGUUGUUGCAGCAGACGACCACACCAGGUUCCACUCCUAUCAACUAAAAACAAGCAGAAGCGGCUCCAUGGCCAUGGCCCCAUCAUGCCUGGUGUCAACGGCACAGGCUGGUCGUGUAAGGGUGUGGGGAAUAUUUUCCAGGCACAUGUUAGGUCCCUUAAUAGCAAUUGAGCAACGUUUUCAUGUCCCAAAGAAUUUAGGAUGUUCUGGUGGCAAAGGGGGUCCGACCUGGUACUAGUUGGCCACUGAGUGUAUAUUGACACUAUAUAUGUAACUGACAAAAUAAUAGAAACUCUGAGGGAUACAUUAGGGAGUGAGGGAUACAAAGUGUAUUGAAAGCAGGUGCUUCCACACAGGUGUGAUUCCUAAGUCAUUGAAGCAAUUAAAAUCCCAUCAUGCUUAGGGGUCAUGCAUAAAAAUGCUGGGAAUGCCAUUAUUUUGGCUACCAUUGGUCAGCGAAUGGUUUGAUGAGCAUGAAAACGAUGUAACCCAUAUGCUAUGGCCCUCUCAGUUACCAGAUCUCAACCCAAUUGAACAUUUACUUUUUACUCUUAGCAGAUGCUCUUAUCCAGAGUGACUUAAUAAAUGACUAUCUGAACUAAAAGACUAGUGCCCCAUAGUACUAAUUUUGUCAUCAUGACGUGCUUUGAGAGGCUAGUUAAGGAUCAUAUCACCUCCACCUUACCUGACACCCUAGACCCACCUCAAUU
Oncorhynchus mykiss (rainbow trout) is the source of this 3780-nucleotide messenger RNA. NCBI's taxonomy places the organism in Eukaryota, Metazoa, Chordata, Actinopteri, Salmoniformes, Salmonidae. The record is from RefSeq and is a predicted model, not a curated record.